Molecule: messenger RNA, 1368 nt
Organism: Leptonychotes weddellii (Weddell seal)
Lineage: Eukaryota; Metazoa; Chordata; Mammalia; Carnivora; Phocidae
Source: RefSeq, a predicted model, not a curated record
AGGUCCCCGUCAUACAGUCCAUCGCCUGUCAAGAAAAAGAAGAAGAAAGGCUCCAAAAAACAUAAGCGACACAGGUCGUUCUCCAAGAAGAGAAGGCACAGCUCCUCCAGCCCAAAAAGCAAAAGGAGGGAUGAGAAGAGGCACAAAAAACAAUCACGAAGCCGGCCCCGAAAAUCUCACCGUCACCGUCAUCACCAUUAUCCCUCCCGGUCCCAGAGCUCCGAGUCCCGCUCCUCAAGCUGUGAGAGCAGGCACCGCGGCAGGUCCCCCGAGGAAGGGCGGAAGUCCCGCCGAAGGCACUCCCGCCGCUGCUCCAGGACCCUCGGCAAGGCCAGCCCCGAGGCCCGCUCCAGCCACCCGCCCAGCCAGCCCCUCCGGAUGCUCAGCCUCCUGUCGGCCAGGGGUGUAAUCACUGGGUCGGGGUCUGCAGCUGACCUCUUUACCAAAACAGCCAGCCCGCUCACCACCUCCCGAGGACGCUCCCAGGAGUAUGACUCAGGCAAUGACACCUCUUCACCACCCUCCACGCAAAUCAGCUCAGCCAGGUCACGGGGUCAAGAGAAGGGGAGCCCCAGUGAGGGCCUCACCAAGAGCCGAGAGCUCAACUGUGGCAACACCUCCGAUUCAGGGAACUCCUUCACCACCUCCUCACCCCAGAACAAGGGAGCCACUUUGGAGAAUCUCUCCCCCACCAGCAGGGGCAGAGAGUCAAGAGGAUUUCGGUCGCCAUGUCUGGAAUGUGCAGAAGUGAAGAAGUCCAGUUUGGUCCCAUCCACAGCCCGGAGCUCCCCCAUGAGAGGGUGCUCCCGCAGCCCCUCCUAUGCCAGCACCCGUUCUUCCAGCCACUCCUCCCGAUCCCCAAACCCCAGGGCCUCCCCCAGGUACACCCGAAGCCGAUCCACCUCCUCUGGAAAAAGGUCCUACUCGCGCUCUUCCAGCUAUUCCUCCAAGUCCGGCAAGAGGAGCCCACCCAGCAGAAGCUCCCGAUCGCGCCGCAGCCCCAGCUACUCCCGUUACAGCCCCAACAGGGAGCGGGACCCCAAGUACAAUGAGAAGGACUCCCAGCAGCGGGAGCGCGAGCGAGCGCGUCGGAGACGGCGGUCCUACUCGCCCAUGCGGAAGCGCCGGAGAGACUCCCCGAGCCACCUGGAGGCGCGGAGGAUAACCAGUGCCCGGAAACGCCCCAUCCCCUACUACCGGCCCAGCCCCUCCUCAUCCGGCAGCCUCAGCAGCGCCUCCUCCUGGUACAGCAGCAGCAGCCGCUCGGCCAGCCGCAGCUCUUCCCGCAGCCGCAGCUAUUCCCGCAGCCGCAGCCGCAGCCGCAGCCGCAGCCACAGCCGCAGCCGCAGCCGGACCCGCGGCCCCUGA